AAAAGUGGGAGAGAAAGAGAGCAUAAAAUUGGGUGAAAAGAAAGGAGAUGCAUGCAAGAUGAAAAGGAUGGAAACAGUGCAAACUUUGUGGAAAAAAAAAUAUAAAUGAAGGAGGGCCUUGUGGUGUUCGCUGUGACGGACUUCAACUCCCUUUAGUCCUGUAGGAAAGAAUUGUUGCACCAACCUACAGAUGGGACUGAUAAUAAUGCAGAUGACAGCUGUCCUCCUCCUGCUGCUGCUUCUACCUCAUUCACUUUCCUCUGCAGAAACAGGAAGUAGCACACAUUCCAACCAUUCAAAGACACUCAAUGAGGACGUCUCCAACACCCCCGUCAAAAGUCAAAGACAAUUUAAGGGGGACAAAGGUCAAGAGACGUGCGCCAUCCCAUGUGACAUCACUGUUAAGCUGCUGAGAGAUGAGAAACAUUCAGUUUGUGGCCAGCUGCAGCAGUCACUUUUGGCAUUUGGACGUAGCACCCGGAAGCUGAUCAGGGAUGUGAUGGAAGAGCAACAGAAGGCCCUGGAUGUCCUCAGCAACCAGAUCACAGAGAUGAUGACCAAAGUGCAGACGCUCAGCUCAGAGGUUCAGAGAAGCAACACUGAGAUGUUCACUGUCAAACCUGUGCCGUCCCACGGACAAGACUGCAGUGAAAUCAAGGACAAUCUUCUCACAGUGGUCCCAAAGAUCCCCAGUGGUAUUUAUAUCAUCCACCCAGAGAAUACCGAUUCAUCAUUUGAGGUAUUCUGUGAGAUGGACUAUAUGGAAGGUGGCUGGACGGUGAUGCAGAGGAGGACUGAUGGAUUAACUGACUUCAAGCGACCCUGGGCUGAUUAUGCCAGCGGGUUUGGACAUCUUGCAGGAGAACAUUGGUUGGGUCUGAGAAAAAUGCUUCAAAUAGUUAACCAGAAAGACACCCGUUUCCAGCUUCACAUCGCUCUGGUCUCCCAUGAUGACAUCACCUCUUAUGCUUCUUAUGAUGAUUUCUGGCUGGAUGGUGAAUCACAGUUCUUCAGUGUGCACCUGGGAAGAUAUGCAGGCAGUGCAGGUGAUGCAUUUCGGGGAUACAACCAGGAGCAGAAUCAGGACACGGCGCCUUUCAGUGCAUCUGAUGUGGACAACGACGGCUGCAAUCCUUUCUGCUCCAUCGGCAAGUCCACAGUGGAAAGCUGCAGCGACCGGCACAACCACACAGGUUGGUGGUUCAACCAGUGUGGACUGGCAAACCUCAACGGCUCCCCAGAGGAUGAGGAGAAGACUCAUGGACAAAGAACACACAUCCUCUGGGACACCUGGAGACACAAUGGUGUCCCUCACCUUAUCAAAUCUGUAACCAUGAAGAUCAAGAGGAUUCCGACUUAUAACUGAGUGGGAACAGUACAGAGGAGAAACAAGAGGAGAAAGGAGAGAAAAGAAGAAGCUGCACUGCUUCAUUACACAUUAUGGAUUAAAAAGGCUUUUUGGUGCAGUUUCUUGCUUGAUUGUUUCACUUUGACC
Thalassophryne amazonica is the source of this 1495-nucleotide messenger RNA. It is a transcript of the gene angptl5, whose product is annotated as angiopoietin-like 5. The transcript is spliced from 8 exons. Lineage: Eukaryota; Metazoa; Chordata; Actinopteri; Batrachoidiformes; Batrachoididae. The coding region runs from base 191 to 1366 and encodes 391 amino acids. The record is from RefSeq and is a predicted model, not a curated record.